Molecule: messenger RNA, 4564 nt
Organism: Athene cunicularia (burrowing owl)
Lineage: Eukaryota; Metazoa; Chordata; Aves; Strigiformes; Strigidae
Gene: ATAD2
Product: ATPase family, AAA domain containing 2
Exons: 28
Coding region: 579-4439 (1286 amino acids)
Biological process (GO): positive regulation of transcription by RNA polymerase II
Cellular component (GO): nucleus
Molecular function (GO): ATP binding; histone binding; ATP hydrolysis activity
Source: RefSeq, a predicted model, not a curated record
CCUUCUUGAAAUAAACCUAGGGCUCUGACAAAUGAAAAUUAAGUUGAAAGGCUUUCUGUUAUGAUUUCUUUCUUAAACCUUUGAGAUGAAAACUGUUAAAGGUGACUCUCACAGACCAGACUGCCUCUCAUUAAGCAUUAGGUCUUGUUACAUCCAUCUACAGGGGAUCCAAGAAACAGAAAAUAUAUUUAGGGGUUUAGUUUCAGAUGCCCCAAUUCAGAUGCCAGCUAUGGGAAGCAUCUUGUGAGGCCUGGCUCUAGCCUGGAGAACAGCAGGAAGAGAGGCGCUCUUUAAAAUGAGUGGCAAAGGAAAGGUGAUUGAAAUCUUCCUCGUAGAGAGGCUUGUCUUAUGAGAGGUUGUCAGGUGAACGUUGGGGACUGGCAUGUUUCAAGCCUGCCUGAAGAGAAGACCAUCGGACAGUUGCAGAAUUGCCAAGCUCUGUGGCUCAGGGCUGACCCUUCAGCAGUGGGUGUCUGCAGGUCUCACUGCGCAGCCCUGCAAGGGCCUUGAAUGUGCAUCAUUGCCCUCCUGUAGCGAACUUCUUCACGCACUUCUGUCAUCAUCUCCAUCAACUACUAAUGGAAGUCCCUCUUGGUAAAGAAUUUUCCUCUGGCAAAAUUGAAUGUUUCAAGGGACACUGUUUAAGAUCAGUGCGAAAAAACAUGCCACCCUGUUCAGACUCUAGCUUUGACAAAAGCAUGGAAAUAUUAAGUGAAAAUGUCAAUCGAAGACACUUGAUGAGAGAGUUGGCAAAGCCGAACUCAGACCAAAAAAAUGAAGACUAUAAAGAAGUCACUAAAACACUGAAGACAAGAGCUGAAACAAAAGCUGCAGAACAAGUCCAUCAAGAAAAUGAGGAUUUGGAAGUCCGCCGAAGCUGCAGACUUCGACAGAGUCAUUACACCACUACAAAUCAAUCUGUUUUGUUUGACAAACUUAUAACAAAUACUGCAGAAGCAGUCUUGCAAAAAAUGGAGAAGAUACGUAGACAGCAAAUGAUAGAAGACUGUGAGAUGUUCCGCAACACAGAAGAAAAUCUUGAUAUUUAUUCCCAAGGAGAGGAAGAAAUCCAAACAGGUGGCAAAGAAAUAGAUGAUAAGCCAGAUGACAUUGUAGUAGUUUUAUCAGAUGAAAGUGAUGCGAAAGGUGAUGGUGAAGACACUCAAAAGCGUUACUACUUUCGACAGAGAAAAACUGUUCAGCGCUAUCAAGCUCCGAUGGCAAAACCAAAAGAGCGUAAGAUGUAUUUUUCAGGCCAGUCACAAGGGUCUUCCAGAAGAAAUAAGAGACGGAGACAGGCAGUCCACGACAGUGAUUCCUCAUCCUCGUCCGUGUCCUCGUCAUCGUCCUCGUCAUCUGAAGAUGAAGAGCAGUUUGACAGGCAUAGGAAGAACAACCGUAACAGAGAUUUAAGAAGGUGUCUUCCACUAAACUUUGGGAAAGAUAUGUUGAAGAGAAUUCACAAGGAUCAAAUGAAAAUUGGAACAGGUCUGUCUGAUGGUGAUCCAACGCAAACAGAUUGUCUGGUACGAUUUGAUGGUGUGGGUGGUCUUUCUGACCACAUUGCAGCUUUAAAAGAGAUGGUCAUCUUUCCACUGCUUUACCCAGAAGUCUUCCAGGGAUUGAAAAUUCAACCGCCAAGAGGCUGCCUAUUCUAUGGUCCACCAGGGACUGGGAAGACACUGGUGGCUCGUGCACUUGCUAAUGAAUGUAGCCAAGGUGACAGGAGAAUAGCCUUUUUCAUGAAAAAAGGUGCUGACUGCCUGAGUAAAUGGGUGGGUGAAUCUGAACGAGAGCUUCGUAUGUUAUUUGAUCAGGCCUACCAGAUGCGACCCUCAAUUAUUUUCUUUGAUGAGAUAGAUGGUCUUGCUCCUGUGAGGUCCAGUAAGCAAGACCAAGUUUACAGCUCUCUUGUUUCAACACUUCUGUCACUCAUGGAUGGCUUAAACAGCAGAGGAGAGGUUGUGGUAAUCGGAGCCACCAACAGACUGGAUGCCAUAGAUCCUGCUUUACGAAGACCAGGACGCUUUGAUCGAGAGCUCCUCUUCAGCUUGCCAAAUAAAGAGUCUAGAAAAGAGAUUAUAAAAAUUCACACACAAGGCUGGAACCCUAAGCCAUCGGACAGGUUUCUUGAAGACCUAGCUGAAAAAUGUGUUGGAUACUGUGGUGCUGAUAUUAAAUCGUUAUGUGCUGAAACUGCCCUCUGUGCUUUGCGCCGCUGCUAUCCUCAGAUAUACAAAAGUGAUGAGAAACUGCAGUUAGAUAUCAAUUCUAUCAAAAUAACAGCAAAGGAUUUUGUCGUGGCUAUGCAGAAGAUUGUUCCAUCUUCACAGAGAGCUGUGACUUCACCUGGGCAACCACUACCCUCUAUUUCAAAACCACUGCUUGAAAACACGCUAGCAGAAAUUUUACAAGCCUUACAGAAAGUAUUUCCGCAUGCAGAGAUUGCACUAAAGAAGAACCAACAGCAAGACAGUUUAAAUAAUAUUGUAAGAGAUGAUGUGAUUGACAGCGGUGAGGAAUUGCCAUCAAUCUUUGAAGACAAGCCAACUCAUAAUAUGCCUGGUAGACAAAAGGAAAGCCUCCUCACUUUCAGCAGAAAUGCUUAUUAUCAGCCAACAUCUUGCAGGCCACGGUUCUUAAUAACUGGAGAUUCAGGAUAUGGGCAAGCUUCUCAUUUGGCACCUGCAGUAAUACAUGCCCUGGAAAAGUUUCCAGUUUAUGCACUAGACCUAGCUGUUUUGUUUAGUAGCAUCACAUCUCCAGAAGAAACAUGUGCACAGCUGAUGCGGGACGCUCAGAGAACAGCACCAAGUAUCAUUUACAUCUCACAUAUCCAUUGGUGGUGGGAGGCUGUUGGACCUACAUUGAAAGCUACUUUUAUAACACUACUGCGGAACAUUCCAGCAUUUGCUCCAGUUUUGCUGCUUGCAACAUCUGAUGUGUGUCAUUCAGAUCUCCCGAAGGAGAUAAAAGACUUGUUUACUAAUGAUUAUGAAGUUUUCCAACUCCACUUGCCUAAUAAGGACAAAAGAAGAAAGUUUUUUGAGGACUUAAUUAUAAAUCAAGCUGCUAAACCUCCUGCAUCAAAAGACAAUGAAGCUUGUCAGCCACUGGAAGAACUGCCGGAAGAACUGCCUGUAGCACCGCCGCCUAAGCCUCAAGAGCUGACAGAGGAAGAAAUAAGACAGACAGAGGAGCAGAAUGAGGAUAUGUUGCAUCAACUUAGGGUUCUCUUACGGAAUGUGACUCACAGACUUGCCACUGAUGGACGUUUCAGAGCAUUUACAAAGCCUGUUAACCCAGGGGAGGCAUCUGAUUAUGCCAGAGUUAUUAAGCAGCCCAUGGACCUGUCGACCAUUCUUUCUAAGAUUGACUUGCACCAGUACCUGACUGCAGAAGAUUUUCUAAAAGACAUUGAUCUAAUCUGCAGCAAUGCUUUAGAGUAUAACACAGAUGAAGAUCGUGGAGGUUGCCUCAUUAGGCACAGAGCUUGUACUUUGAGAGAUACUGCAUACGCCAUAGUGAGGGCAGAACUGGACAAAGAUUUUGAACAAUGCUGUGAGGUGAUUAAAGAAUCUCGUAAGGAAAGAGGUUGUAGCUCUUCAAAAUAUACUCCAUCUUACUGCUGUGCAAUGCCAAAGCAGAACUCUGUUCCUGGGUAUAAGGAAACAGAACCAAAGUGUAAUGAAAAAAUGAAGAUGCCAGCAGCACCUAUAAAUUCCAGUACUCCCUGCUCUAAAGGUAUAUCAAAAAGAAAACGCAAAAAGAACAAAGGCUCUUUGGGUAUCAGGGCAAAGAGGAGGAAUUUUCAGUUCAAUAAAGAGAAUAAAGUUCCGGAAGAGCAAAAUGAGGUAGAGAGCAGUGAAGAGUCUCCAGAAAAACAUGUUUCUAAUAUGGAUCACACUGAAGUUGAGCCCACACAGGAUUACUCUGUGGAAGAAAAUGAAAAUGUACUUCAAGAACGACAGAAAAAUGGGAAUGAAAAUAAAUCUGGGGCAGAUGAUGAGACAUUUUUCUUUUUCACAAUACCUGCUUUUGAAAAGAAGAGUGUCAUGCUUCCUGAACCUUCAGACCUAAGAAAGAACAGUGAAGUGAUAGAUUGCCAAGUAGCAGAAAGUUUGGAAGAAGAAAAUUCAAAUGAUUUCUGGGUAUGCUCUGUAAUUCAUGAAAGAUAUUCUCCGGUAGAAGAGCAGCAGGUGAUACAUGUCAAGCCAUCCAUGAGAACUGCCACGCAGCCAGCAAUUGUCGAUUACCAGGAGUUCACACAACUGUUGCAUUUUGUCACUGUGACAACUGAGAACUUCAGUAUAUUUCACCUGGAAAAACUCUAUGCUGUUCUUAGUCACUGCAUUUACCAACAUCGGAAAGAUUAUGACAAAACCAAAUUAGCGAAGGAAAUGAAGAAAGAAAUUGCAGCCUUCAGUUAUGCUCAGUGAUAAACUUGAUUUCAGCAUACUUCAUGAUGUUUUCAUUCCCUGUUGUUAUAUGUGUGUAAUUCAACAAAGGUUACUUCUACAUAUUUAUACAUAUAUUAAAUAGAUCUUAAAAUGUAUUAAGAAAG